CGCCCCCUGGGAAGCAGUGACCAGCCUCCUUGGCACCCCCCUGGCUGGGCCAGGCCGCUAUUGUCCUGCGUCCAGAGUCACCGGCCAGCCCAGUGCUUCCUCCUCGAUAGAUAACGCCGUCGGCCUGCAGGGCCAGCCCGUGCCCGCUGCAGCAAGCGCCAGCAGGAGCGGGGUGUGGGGGGGCUUCGCCAGGGGACUCCCAAGUGUUGUGAGUUUCUGUUUGUCACUGUGAAUCCCGUGUCGUCGGGGCCAACGUGGCAGUGACUGCUGCGUGGGGAGGGCACCAAGUGUGCAGGCCGCCAGGGGACAUCCCGGCCGCGGACACAGUCCCUGCAGCAAGCUCUCCGCCCAGCUGCACAGGAGCGUUGCCCAGGUGACCCUCCCCGCUCUGGGGUGCUGUGGACCCUGGCACUGAGACCCAGGUCUUCCCACAGGAGCUGGGCAGCAGCAUGGUCUGAGGCCCCCAGCUCGGAGCCGGUGUGAGACUUCGCUCUCAAGCUUGAGUGUGGGUCCAAGCACUUGGGGAUCAGGUUGGAGUGCAGUGGACCCGAGCAGGUCUGGGUGGGACCCGUGUUCUGCAUCACCUCCACCCCCAGGGCACCCUGGGGCAGCUAAUCAGCUGCUGCUCAAAGCCCCUGCAGGCUCCAAGCGCUCCCUGAAGCUGACCAAGGGGGGGCAGGUUCUCCCAGGGACGGGGCGGGCAUCAGAAUGCUACCGGACAGGAGAGAAGCAGAGCUGGGCGCGAGGGCUGCCCUGUGCGUUUGGGAUGCCCACAGAGGACUGGCUGAGUGGACGGGGCAGGGCUCUGCAUGACCUCCAGGUGCAGGGGUGUGGCUUCCAAGCAAGCUCCGCCAUAGGCGCGAGGUGCCGGUGUCACUCACCCUCACGUGGUGUCCAGGGCAGGGUUCUAGCUCUCCAGCCCUGGGCUCCCAUUGCCAUGUCCGGGUCCCGACCUUCCUCAGCCCCAGGAUGCCACUUUAGGCCACAUUCUUCCACCAAGGUGCACCGUCCCCUGCAGAAGGAGCCCUGGGAGGGGCAGCAGCAGAGGCAGCAGCUCCCGGGUCUGGUCAGGGCUGGGCCCAGACAGACCACUGUCCUUCUGCUCCUCACUGCACACCCGCUGGCCUCCCCAGCCAGGAUGGGGCCCCGGAGGACAGUGCCAGCUCUGUGGGACCAUAGAGGACAUCCUGGAGUGGUGCACAGAGGCGCUGCCUCCCGGCCCUCAACCACCAGGGCUUCUGCAGCCGGGGAGCCCUGAGGACGGAUCUCCUCUGAGGGCAAAACUGGGAGCCACAACCCGAGUUAAAGGUUGGAAAAUCCUAGUGGAUGCAAGGUGACGGGGUGGCCCUCAACCUGGGGAAGCUGUAGGAGCCACCUCAGCCCUUCCUGUCCCAGCGACCCAGUGCCAGACCACAUGCACACGCACACACACACACACACACACACACACACACAAGCACACACAAGCACACACACAUGCAUACACACCCACCGGGGGUGAGCAGGACAGUUGCCUGGUUUGAUGAUUCUGUAUCUUCUCUUUCCUAAACAAGCCUCACCAUGAAUAGCGCUAAGAUAGGGUCAAUUAGAUGUCCCUGCCCAGGCUGGCGAGCGCCCCUCGUGGACUGGAGGUUCUGUGGUCAGCUGCAGGCUUCCCUGGCCCCUCCUGGCCUGAUGAGGCUGUGUCCACUCGCAGCUGCAGCCACGUUCUCUUUGCACCAUGUCGGUGUAUCUUGCAUUCGAAGCUCAUGGCAAUGUCACUCUGUGAAGGGACGUUUUUCCAGGUGGGAGGAGACACCCUCAGUGCAGUCCUGGACGGUGUCCCAGGGCGAGGAGUGGUCCCACCAGGACUGGGCCACUCUCCUAGCUCUGGACUGGGGGUCGCUGUCGAGCAGCAGGAGACGCUGAUGCAGAGGUGGGGAGCCUGCUGUGGGGACGUGGCCUGGGAAUCCCAAGGACGCGGAAGGGGCCGCUCUUCCAUCCGCAAUUGCAGGGGCCAGGGAGAGGCACAGCCCGAGGGCUCCAGCCCGGGCUCCCAGCAGAGGCGGCCAGAGCGUCCCUCGGAGCUCACUCCCCCGAGGAGGACUCCGGCCAGGCCUUGGGCAGCCCUGGCAGCCACGCACGGCUCGGCUGGUGGUCCCCAUGCUCCCGGGAGCCAGCGGGAUCCUCCCGGCCUCUCUCCAUGCUGGCUGCCCUGUUACCAAGCCGGGGAGCCUGGGGAGCUGGGCACUGGAGCCCCCGCUCCUCCGGGGGGAGCUGGCAGCCCCCCGUGGUCUGUGCACUGACUGUCACAGGGUCCUUGGGGAUGGGGAAAAGCCAUGUCCAUAGACAUCCCUGCUGCCCAUGGUUCUCUGAAGACGGGAGAAGGAGAAAAGGGAGCUGAUCUGAAGCACCAGGGGACGGUGGAGGUACUGAUGGCACAGACGUCACCAAGCACCAGGGAGAGAGCAGCAGCUGAGGCUGGAGGUCAGGGAAGGUCACAGAGCCAAGCGUCUGGUGAGAAUCCAGCGGGUGACAGUGCCAGUUCUCUCAUGCCACCUGAGUUCUACCUCAAACAAAGUAACAAGCACAGCUGGGCCACUGGGAGGCCACCAGGGGCCGAGUCCUGGCCUCGUGCUGGUUGGAGAAGCCCUCUCCUCGCCUCACCGACUCGGGGCGUCUGUGCCUCCUGGUGCGGGUUCACUGCUGAGAGGCGUGCCCAGCAGGGCGUCCCUGUGGGAGAGGGAGCUCAGGGAACGAGGCUGACAGACGGUGGCAUGGGCAGCCUGGGCAUGUGGCGAGGGGGCGCCGACACUCGGAGUUUGGUUGUGAGGAGGAACUUGGGGCCAGCAGCACAGCUGGGGCACAUCAGGAUGCCGCUGGCCGCUCUGGUGUGGGAGCAGCCCGAGGGCUGUCACCGCCCCUCUGCCGACUCCGCUGCCUCGCACACGAGGUCCGGGCCGAGGCUUGGGCAGGAGAGACCUGUGCCUUGGGACAUGCACAGGGAGAAACGUGGGUGCUUUAGGAUGCAUAGGGUUUGCAAUGGAGAGAGCCAGCAGCCACUGUGUGAAGCCCUCCCCACACGGGCACCUGCAGCAGGGGAGGCAGGACUGGGGAUCCCCUGGGCUCCGGGAGGGCAGUUCAUUCCCUGGGGAGCAGCAGCUCAGCGUGAGCAGCGUUGGCACCGCACCUUGAGGACACUUCUGUCCACGGGAAUGAAGCUCUGCAUCGGAAACUCAAGUGGCCACUCAACUUGGAGCAUGGACCCCAGCCGCGGAGGAGCUGUCCCAACGGCAGCCCCCAGAUCAGGACAAGCAGAAACCAGGGAGGCGAGGCUCGGGACCCCACCCAGGACGGGCACCAUGCAGAGGUGCAGAAGCACAUCCUGUCGGGAGGCAUGGCCCACAACUGACCCAAGGGACGCUGCACAAAGUCCAACCCCACAUGCCCACGAGGAGCUCAGUCUGCGGAUCCCGGGAGGCUUCACUCUGACUCAACAUGGCAGCAAGCUUACGGCCCACUCUGAAAGGGAGUCAGUGCCUGUCUUCCAGCUGGACCGAGGCCUUCCACGUUGUUGACCAGUUUCAGCCGGGAUCUGUGGGCCAGGCAGGAGCACUAUGGCGUCAGAGUCCAGUGGAGAGCUUGUCCUAACCACACCAACGAAAGCCGGUCACCAUGAGUGCCCGGCGCGGCUCUAGCUCUCCCAUCCCUCACUUGCCAUAGGAAAUAUCGACAAACCGCCCCCCACUGAAGGGCCGAGGACUCGCGGCCUCCACGCGGACUGUGCGUCGAGCAGCUGAUUACUAAAACCACACGCUGACUGUGGCUUAGUGACGUCUGUGAGAUGGCUCGGCUUUCUGAAGUGAGACUUGCUUUUCACUUGUUUCACAUUUGUAGUUUCACGCUCUUUGCCUGAAAGAGGGAUCCCCAAAUUGCAUGAGGUUUGGGCUCAGGAGACCUGGAUCUGUGGGUGGCGGCAGAGCAGAUGGACCCUCGUCUGGGUGAGUCACUUGAAGGAGGACGGAUGGGAAGUGAAGCUGCUCUGAGACUGGACGUGGAGGCUCGCCGUGAGGCCCAGCCGAGGCCGCAGGGCCGGGCAGUGGGUGUCGGGCCUGCGGGGCUUGGCUAUGGCCCUUCCGUGAACGCCACCGGCUCAGGUCCAUGAAGCCUCGCUCCCACUCAGGGCCCCAGCCUCCUGCAGCAUCUUUAAAGGGUUAGAAACUCACCUGAAGAGGUGCCAAGGGGCAGGAAAGUGGGCACCCGUCCAUGGAGCUCUGGAAGCACCUCCCGGGAGGACGCAGCCUGCAGUUGUGCUCCCGACACUCGGGGGUCCCUGGACGGCAAAGGCACGGGGCAGCGCUGUGGUCCUCAGUGGUGACGGCCCGGCUUCUGAGGUGCGGCCAGAGCUCAGCGAGGGCCAGGUCAAGAAGCGAGGGUCCCAUCAGGAGGAGCCCGAGCUGCAGGCAGUCCACUGUCACCUCCAGAUGGGCUGCAGAAGGAGGCAGCCCCGCCUCCCCAGGCCCCGAGGAAAGACCCAGGCCACCGGAGUCAUGUGACGAGUGGGGGCGAAGCACACGGGCGGUUCUUUCCACGGAGCCUGGGCCUGCGCCUGGUGUGCAGCUGGCAUGGUUCCCCUCUGACCCCACCACUGAGCUUCCCAGAGGGCCUCGGGAGACCUGUCACAUGACUGUGUGUUUGGGGCUUUACCGUCCUCUACACAGUGAGGCGAGGCUCUGAACCCCACGGGAGCCCCAUGAACUGCUCUCUGGCCGCGGCAGAGGCCAGAGUUCCAGGUGUGCUGGAAGGAGACAACCAGACACGUUCAGGCGGGCCUCGGUUGUCCAUCCCGGGACAGAAGCAGGCUUUAUGGAGGACUUGUCUCAGCCACGCUGGCCACGAGGGCAGAGCCCGGCUUGGCCCCGGCCUCACAGACAGGGCCCCCCGUCUCCUGGGCACUCUCGGGAGAGAGCCGACGGACUCUCCAUCCACAGGUGGACUGGGGGCGUGGGUUCCCUGU
This is a messenger RNA of Ictidomys tridecemlineatus (thirteen-lined ground squirrel), 4996 nucleotides long. Lineage: Eukaryota; Metazoa; Chordata; Mammalia; Rodentia; Sciuridae. The record is from RefSeq and is a predicted model, not a curated record.